UGAGGACAAAAAAAACACACACACUCAAAUAGUCAGUAAGAUUUAUUUGCCUGAAGUUGAAGCACAGGGCAUCAGUUCGAAAACUGUUCCAACAAAUUGCCAACAAAAUUUCGAUUUGCUAGUACGAAAGUAAAAAGUGAACCCACAGUGCUUCCAUCAUGAACUCGCUGCGUUGCGCUGGCUUGCGUGUGUCUGGAGCAGCUGCAGCUGCUGCCUGCCGUCCAAGUGCAGGCCGGAUGACGAUGUUGCCGGCUGUGAUGCGCCGGCUCACCCAUCAUGAUGGAACCCGUUGUAUGAGCGGCGAACGCGAAUACGUUGGCUAUGGCGUCAAUGGCAAUCCCAUUUAUAUUGAUUGCGCCGAUUUCCCGUUUCCGGCCAUACGGUAUCGCGAGGUGACGCCGGAGAUAUGUGCGCUGCGCGAAAAGGAGCUGAGCGACUGGAAGAAGCUGUCGUUGCAGGAGAAGAAGGCAUUAUAUCGCCAUAGCUUCUGUCAGACCUAUUCGGAAUUUCAACAUUUUACUCCCGAAUGGAAGCUAGUUGUUGGCAUCGGUCUAUGGUCAAUUGCCCUUAGCAUUCUGCUGACCCUUGCGGUGAACCUUAUCUACGAUGAACUCCCAGAAACCUUUGAUGAGGAGCGCCGUCAGGCGCAACUGCGUCGCAUAAUUGGCUUGCAAAUGCAGCCAAUAACGGGCCUGUCCUCCAAGUGGGACUACAGCCAGAACAAAUGGAAGUAGUGUUAUGUUUGCCCCAAUUGUUCGCCAUACAUUUGAAUGAAAUGCUGCUGCACAGUAACAUUACCUACCUUACACCCAGCCACCCACACCCACCCACAACCACCCACACCCACCCACAUUAAUAACAUGUUGAGCUUCGUACAAAAAUUGUCAAUCGUUUUUUAAGCUUGCAUUAAAUUUCAUGCCAUAUUCAUGACGAACAUUACA
Molecule: messenger RNA, 941 nt
Organism: Drosophila virilis
Lineage: Eukaryota; Metazoa; Arthropoda; Insecta; Diptera; Drosophilidae
Gene: COX4L
Product: Cytochrome c oxidase subunit 4-like
Biological process (GO): mitochondrial electron transport, cytochrome c to oxygen
Source: RefSeq, a predicted model, not a curated record